AUGGAUGCUCCGAGGAGGGUUACCAUCAAGGAAGCGGGUGCACCGGAUUAUUUUCAUGGGCUUCCCGCACAAGACCCUAUUCGACAUCUCAAGGACUUCCAUCGCAUAUGCUCAACCACUAGACGGGAAGGAUCCGAUGAAGUUGCUAUAUGGUUGUUUGCUUUCCCUUUCUCUCUUGAGGACAAGGCGAAAGAAUGGUUCUACACUCUAUCUAGUGAAGUCACAUCCGAUUGGGACUUACUUAGAAGAGGAUUCUUGGAUAAAUUCUUGCCUCCGGAGAAGAUGGAUAGGCUAAGGAAGGAAAUGUCUUGUAUUGUGCAAGGUGAAACGGAACCGCUAUACGAGUAUUGGGAACGGUUUCGUAAGCUACUAGACGCAUGCCCUAAUCACAUGCUUGACACUCAAGUAUUGCUCGGAUACAUAUGUCAAGGGAUGCGAGAACAAGAUAGAACUCUCUUGGACACCUCUAGCAAUGGUUCUUUGUCUAAGUAUAAAACAGCGGAGGAGGCAUGGCAACUUAUUAUUGACCUAGUCGAAUCCAACCAACAUAUGAGACGAAGAGUCAACCGUCCGAGAACCGUGAAUGAGGGAGCAAAAGACUCAAAUCCUAUCACAAUCGCCCAAGAGGAGGAGAAAAUAGAUGUAGAAGAGGUAGAGGAAGAGGAAACACCACAAGUUAUAAUUGAGGAUGAAGCUCAACCAACAAAGGAGACCCCCAAGGCCAAGAGAACCUUGGAAGAAGAAAUUGCUCAACCACUCCCAUUCCCAACACUUGCAAAGAAAGCUAGAAAGCGCAUAGAACUCGACCCAAAAAUGGUAGAAAUGUUCAAGAAAGUUGAGGUAACCAUCCCCCUCUUUGAUGCUAUCCAUCAAGUUCCUAGAUAUGCAAAAUUCCUCAAAGAUCUAUGCAUGAACAAGGAUAGAAUUCUUGAAUUGGAAACCAUCCCAUUAGGGAGUUCUAUUUCCGCUUUAAUAGGAGCAUUGCCCGAGAAGUGUGAUGAUCUGGGCCCUUGUAUGGUCACUUGCACCGUCAAUGGAGUUCAAUUUAUAGACUGUAUGUGUGACCUCGGAGCAUGUGUUAGCAUCAUGCCACUCUCCGUCUACCGGGUAUUGAAGUUGCCACCACUAAAAAGGUCGACGGCAAGAUUUGUCCUAGCAGAUAAAAGCAUAAUAACCGUGACGGGUGUUGCGAAAGACGUAUUGGUGAAUAUCAAAGGGUUGGUGUUAAGAUGGAAUUGA
Molecule: messenger RNA, 1239 nt
Organism: Arachis duranensis
Lineage: Eukaryota; Viridiplantae; Streptophyta; Magnoliopsida; Fabales; Fabaceae
Exons: 3
Coding region: 1-1239 (412 amino acids)
Source: RefSeq, a predicted model, not a curated record